AUGAGUGAGAGGAGAACACCAUCAUCGCACUCAAAGACAUUUGGAGCAACUUUUUCUACUCCCAGUGAAAUAUUCAAAAGAUAUGCUUCGCCAACUUUAAAAUCACCAGUGAGGAAGGAAACUUCUCUUGAAAACACAUCUUUGUAUAAUAGUAGUAACAACACUUUACGUUUGGAAAGUCCAACGAAAAGCCCAAGCUUGAUUAGAUACCAACCAAGAUUUGAAAGUCCUUCGGAAAGAGAUGACCAUCUUAAAUCACCUUCAAACCCAAGAGAAAAAAGCACUGGUGAUAAGAAUGUGAAGGAAAAUUUUGUUUUAUUGGAUCAAGAUGAUUUUUCACAAGGAAUAGAAGUAAUAAGGACUAAAAUUGACUCCAUAGAGGACGAAAUGAAAUCUAUGCAAGCUCAAUAUUCAAGAUUUCAAGAGAAAGUUAGUGGUAGUAUUGUUAAUUUGCAAAAAAACUUGGAUUCUUUUUUAAAUUCUAUUGAAUUUUCUACAGGAAAUGAUAAAAUGUAG
Naegleria gruberi is the source of this 516-nucleotide messenger RNA. RefSeq lists its product as uncharacterized. The transcript has a single exon. Bases 1 to 516 code for a protein of 171 amino acids. Lineage: Eukaryota; Heterolobosea; Eutetramitea; Acrasida; Naegleriidae. The record is from RefSeq and is a predicted model, not a curated record.